Molecule: messenger RNA, 3212 nt
Organism: Macroventuria anomochaeta
Lineage: Eukaryota; Fungi; Ascomycota; Dothideomycetes; Pleosporales; Didymellaceae
Exons: 4
Coding region: 111-2879 (922 amino acids)
Biological process (GO): transmembrane transport; chloride transport
Cellular component (GO): early endosome; Golgi apparatus; membrane
Molecular function (GO): voltage-gated chloride channel activity
Source: RefSeq, a predicted model, not a curated record
CUUCAGAUGACCUCGUAGCUGCCCCGAGACAGCGAUAUGUCUUUGAGCGCCCCCGUCAUAACAAAAAGCCUCCUCUCCCCUGUUCCUUUGCACGUACGCCUUCGCCCAUCAUGCCCAAGUCCAUGAGGUCCUACUAUAGUGUCGAGGACUAUUAUGCCGUACAUGCCGAUGACGAUGACGAUGCCGCCGAGCAGCGCGAGCGCGACGACACAAUCAGCAGCACCACACCCACGUCGCCGAUAGCCCACCGCCCUCUGCGCCAGAUGCGAGGCUCUGACACUGACCUCACCAGAAGCGGCGUGUCCGAGCGAUCUGCGUUGCUGGGCCAUGCACAUAACUCAAGAUCAUACAUGAGCGUGUCUGCGAGUAUGCCGGGCACUCCUCGGCCGGGCACAAAGCGGCACAACAGCCAGCUCCCUGCAGGCACACGCAUGAAGAGCAGGACGGGGUCCUCCAGUCACUCUUUCAGUCAGCGGUUGGUGAAUGCUUUGGGCGAGCGCAGAGCGGGGCUGGACGAGAGCACACCUUCCGCCAAAACAUCCCUCUGGCAGGAUAACCGAGUCUGGUACGAUCAGUUCACAUCGACGGACUGGGUGCAUGACAACAUUGCCGACGCAUAUCGAGUGAAGGCACUUAGGAGCCGGAAAGACAUCAGAGGACGUUUGGCAGCGUGGUUCGACGGUGCGCAGGGCUGGGUCCUGGUGGCCCUUAUUGGUGUGCUCACUGCCAUAUGUGCCUAUUUCGUCAACACUACUGAAAGCACCAUCUUCGACUUGAAGCAGGGUUACUGUACCAAGAGAUGGAACAUGAGCCGUAAAAUCUGUUGCGACGGAGCGUCGAUAUGCAAGGACUGGGUACACUGGUCGAAAGUGGUCCGCAGCGACAGACUUGAUGUCGUGCACACGCAAUUCGGCUUCUACGUCGUCUCUGUCGUUUUGCUGUCCAUGGCAUCUUGUCUGCUGACGCUCACGACCAAGACCGUGAUCCCUUCAGCCAUUUCUCUUUCUACGCUUGACGAGAACCUAGGAGCAGAAGUGCUGCGAUACUCAGACGACAACGAAGACGAAGAUCACAAGCAUAUCACGAGCCCUCAGACAAAGAUCAACGAAGCCCAACUUCGACCACCCAUGGUCUACUACUCUGCUGCUGGCAGCGGAGUCGCAGAAGUCAAGGUCAUUUUGAGCGGUUUCGUGCUUCACGGAUACCUCGGGUUACGCACGCUCAUCAUCAAGACCGUUGCCCUGAUUCUUAGUGUGGCAUCUGGCUUGAGCCUUGGUAAAGAAGGGCCAUACGUGCACGUAGCCACAUGUAUCGGGAACAUUGCAUGCCGUAUCUUUUCCAAAUACAGCAACAACGAUGGCAAACGCAGGGAGAUCUUGAGCGCUAGUGCUGCAAGUGGUGUAGCUGUCGCCUUUGGAGCUCCGAUUGGUGGCGUGCUGUUCAGUCUGGAGGAAGUGAGCUACUACUUCCCCUCGAAAACACUGUUCAGGACGUUCUUCUGCUGCAUUGCUGCUGCAUUAUCGCUCAAGUUCUUGGAUCCUUACGGCACCAAGAAGAUUGUGCUGUUCGAAGUUCGCUACCACCUUGACUGGAAGUUCUUCGAGCUUGCCACGUUCGUCUUCACCGGCGCUGUUGGUGGUGUUCUAGGCGCUCUAUUCAUCAAGGCUUCGCGCAUCUGGGCCCGGACAUUCCGACGCAUUCCAAUAAUCAAGAAGCACCCUCUCCUCGAGGUGUUCCUUGUAGCGCUUGUCACUGGUCUGAUUAGUUUCUGGAACCGCUACACUAAGCUUCCGGUGACUGAGCUGCUGUUCGAGCUGGCCAGCCCUUGUGAUACCUACACCGAAUCUGGAGAUGGCUUAUGUCCGACAAAAGAACACAUUCCCUCGGUGCUCUGGGUCCUGUUCCUUGCUUUCGUCAUCAAGGCUGGCCUUACUGUAAUCACCUUUGGUAUCAAAGUACCUGCCGGUAUCUACGUGCCUUCUAUGGUCGUCGGUGGCUUGGCGGGACGCUUCAUCGGUCACUCUGUCCAGCUCUUCGCUCUCCGCUUCUCGAACCUCGGUGUGUUUGGCGAAUGCGUACCCGAGGGUCCACCUGGAUCAUGCGUGGUCCCAGGUGUGUAUGCUCUCGUUGCCGCCGGUGCAACAAUGACGGGUGUCACUCGAUUGACGAUUACGCUCGCCGUUAUCCUCUUCGAAUUGACUGGCAGUCUCGAUCACGUCCUGCCCUUUUCGCUCGGCAUCUUGGUCGCCAAAUGGACUGCUGAUGCCAUCGAACCACUCAGCAUCUACGAUCUCCUUACCGAUAUGAACUCCUAUCCCUUCCUUGAUAAUAAAGUCCGCCCGAUCUUCACAUCCGAGCUCGGUGACAUCACACCACGUGUACGACUAGACCGCAUCAUCGACAUCUCUGAAGAGUCCCUCAUCCCAGCAACCGAACUACGUGUCAUGCAGCAACUACUCCAGAUGGCCGGCGAACUCGAUGGCGGUGUACCCAUCGUCAAACACGGUGUGUUGGUUGGCUUGAUCCCCGCACCUGAUCUGGAGUUUGCUCUUGACAAACUUGACAACGAAGAGAACACGCUCUGUUUGAUGUCCCCGCAAGUCGACUGGGCAGCUGGGCGAGAACCUCAAGCAUCGAGCGACGAUGGUGAGAACCUUCAACACGACCCUAGUGACUUUACACCGUACAUUGAUCCUGCGCCCAUCUCACUCGAUGUUCACUCGCCGAUGGAUCUGGUAUACGAGUGUUUUGUCAAGCUAGGAUUGAGGUAUAUUUGCGUUCUCAGGGACGGCAAGUAUGCUGGUUUGAUACACAAGAAGACUUUCGUCAAAUACAUGAAAGAGCUCGAGUUGGAGGAGAAGAGGAAUCAUGAGAUCUGAGACAGUGAUCAGGUUGGCGGCUCUUUUGUUUACGUUUUACACUGUCACAUGGGUUGGUUGCACAUCCUCCAGCGGUCUUCUUUUUAUUUCAGCAGGCAUUUACAUGAUAUCCAUUACUCAUAUGCAUCAGAGAGGCGUUUCUGACAUGGUAGGAGGCAAGAACGGAUGAGUUAGAUGUCAGAACUAUCACGGGAAGUUCAAAUUGUUGACAGGCAUGUUCACCAGUUUCAUUCGUUUUCUCGUUGCAAGAUUGUGGUCCAACAAUCAAGCCUUCAGAUUCCAAGUGAGCGAUUAAAAAGGAACGACCUCAAAUCCAAGACAUCGAGUACUGCU